This is a messenger RNA of Prorocentrum cordatum, 4141 nucleotides long. The record is from the annotation of a GenBank genome assembly. NCBI's taxonomy places the organism in Eukaryota, Dinophyceae, Prorocentrales, Prorocentraceae.
GCGACAUGCUCCGCAACCACGCGAUCGUCAUCACGGACUCGCGCUACUGCAGUUGCGGAGGCUGCCUCAGCGACGACUGGUACAGUGGGUGCAUGGCGUGCGAGGCACUGUGCUGCAUCGAGGUGGAGUUUUGCGGCAAGUCGCUCUGCUACGUCUGCUGCACACUCCGCAACGACUCGCCCACCACGUACGUUGCGUCGCAGGCCCAGGUUUGCUGCAAUUUCGGCGUGGGCGCUAUCUCGUGCGACGAGGAACUGUCUCACAUCUUCGGCACGUGCGACAUAUUCUGCUAUCCUGGGGCCUUUUGGUUGUUGUCUUUGGGUUUCGACCCAAUCUUCCACCGUGCUGGGUUACGCGCGUGCGAGAAGGGCGACAUGUUCUAUACAACACGCGGUCCCAUCGGAGCGUCGUCACUUACCAUGCUGGCAUGGGCUGGCGUGCCAGGCAUCGAGCCGCAGGCCCAGGCGGGCUGCAGGGUUGGCGCGUCCACCAUCCCGUGCAGAGAAUUGCCAUGCUUGUUCGGCACGUGCGGCUUCAUCUGCUAUCCUAGAGACACUGUCAGGAGGCAUGGCCUGAACAAGCGCCAGUCCCGCGUACUCCGCAUGUCCCUAGUAGCGGCGCUAAUCGAUGUUUGGAUGGGCUGCACCCCAGGGGGCUGGACGGUCGGGCUGUUCUCGGGCUCCAACAAGGGAGCCGACAUGCCGGCCAAGCACCUGGCGGCUUCCCAGACGCAGCGGGCCGACUCGGCCACCAACCCCGAGGCCCGCGAGCUCACCCCCACCCACGGGUACAUCAAGACGCAUGGCGUGGCCAUCGGCGACAUUGGCAUCAAGACGAGGCACCCGCCAGAGUCGUACAACAGCCCGCCGCCCACCGACUCGAGAUUUUCGACCCCCAGUCCGCCGCAGACCCAGCUAGAGCUCAGCCCAGCGCCCCAGCGGACGCAGCCGAGCCCAGCAGCGUCCCAGCGGACGCAGCCGAGCCCAGCGCCCCAGCAGACGCAACGGAGCCCGCAGCAGCCGAGCCCAGCGCCCCAGCAGACGCAGCAGAGCCCGGCGCCCCAGCAGACGCAGCAGAGCCCGACGCAUCCCAGCCCCGACCCCGACAAGUAUCCAGACGCCUUGCCGCCGCCGUCCACGGACAGCCUGAUGAGGAUGGAGCGCAGAGCUUCGGAGGCGUGCAGCCCCGAGACGGUGAAGUCCGACGACGACGACGACACGCUGCACCAGAUGAUGACGAGGAGGAUGGCCCCGAAGCUCGACGAAGACGAGCACAUGCAGAUCGCAGCCGGGCGAUCGAUGCAGGACCUCAAGCGCGGCAAGAUCGACGACGACGACGACAGGUCCCUGCAGGAGGCGGUGGCGCGCUCAAAGGUGGUCAAGACGAAGCACGACCUCGACAUGGAGAUGGCGAUCGAGCGGUCCAAGGUCGACACGGUGUUCGAGGAGGGCGACCCGACCGCCGCCCCAUCGGAGACCAGGGGCGAGGGCGAGGACGAGACGAGCGAUGACGACUUCGACCCGAACGUCGAGCCGAAGCCGGGAAUCGUCAGCGCACCGUUCAUGUUCCAGUGGACUCGGUACCAUUCAAAACUUCGAAGGAGAAACGUUAUCAAGUUCCCGCUGUCCUGGAGGGAAUGGUACUGCAGAAAGGUGAAGACUGAACCAGCGGGAUAUUCACUCCAGGGCAUCUUCGACACGCCCGAGAAGGACCUGCACCCCGACUCGAGGGCGGCCGUGCAGCUCAUGAAGCAGAUGCAGGCCGAACAGCUCGACUACACCAGGAAAGACAUGAAAGUCUCCAGGAUCGACAAGGACAAGUUGCUAAAUCACAAGAGCCUGAUUCUAGAAACUCGGAAGGUGUGCACUCGAGUGAAUAAGUUGCUGGCGCAGGCAGCUUUCAGGUUCAAGACCGACUCGAGGCGCCCAGUCCCAGAGUUCGCCCGUGCGCGAGCGGAAGCUGGCAGCUCGAACUUGGUUGCGAAGUGGACGGAUCCCGAUCUGACCCGGGAGGUCCCUGGGACGAUGGCCGAGGGGGAGGACGAGGAGCGCGGCGCGCAGAAGAAGGGCAACUGCACGCUGUAUACGGGCUCCAGGGAUGACUUGCAGGUCAGGGCUGUGGUCGUCCACCACAGGGUGAAGGGCACGUGGUUGCAGAUAUUGCACGGCCGCAAGCAGCUGCUCGAGAUUCGCAACUACGAGGCGACGAAGGAGCAGGCUGCCAAAGACUUGGUCAUCGAGCUGGCCAUGGGCUACCAGUGGGGCGAGCUCGACAAGCCGGCGCUGGACGUGAAGAAGGCGGAAUUCUUGAUGGUUCACGGCAACGAGGCUUGCCGCAGAAAGUCAGCAGUGAAGCGGCCUUCCGCUGCAGCGGGCGCGGCUCGCAAGAGGCCCGCCGCGGCGGAGGGCCUGGCUGGCCACGGGGGCGCCGACGCCGACGAGAAGGAGAACGGCGACGAGGAGGCCGAGGAGGCCGCGGGCGAGGAGGCCGAGGAGGCCGCGGCCGAGGAGGCCGCGGGCGAGGAGGCCGAGGACGACGAGGAGGACGAGGGCCACGAGGACGCCGAGAGCUUCUACGCCGAGGAGGAUGAGGAGGCCCAGUCGCCGCUUGAAGACGUUCCUGUCGAGGGUGCUGCAGAGCCAGCUCCGCGCGACGUCGAGCCCGCGAAGAAGCGUAAGGUGACGGCUUCGAAGGGUGCAGACGAGGCUCCAGAGGGCGGCAGCUCAGCACCUCCAUCCUCGCCCAAGCCCAAGGCGGUCGCCACGGGGAAGGCGAAGAGCAGGGCCAAGGCCAAGACGGCUAAGCCCACGAAGCACAUGGAGGAGGGCGAGGGCAUGGCGAUCAUCGUUGAGGAGAAGCCCGAGCCCGAGAUGACCAUCGAGGAGAAGUUCAAGAUGCCCGAGGACGCGCCAGCCCCGAGCAAGCAGGGCGGCAAGUCGACCAACCCGUUCCACUCCAACUCCAUGGGCGACGCCCUGCUGCCCAACGCUGAGAACAACAAGGAGACGAACGAGAUUGCGAUCACUGAUUUCCUCCUGAAGGUGUUCAGGUCGCCGCAGCUCUCUCAACUUGUGCAGGCCAGGCAUAACACUACAGCUGAUCAAUUGACUGCCCAGCUCGAGGAAGAUAUAGAGGCCGAUGGUCAUCUCACCAAGCCUUCCAGAUGGGGCCUCGGGAUGAAAGACAAAGGAGAACCAUCGGCUGGCCCCAGCAAAAAAAUCAACGGCAAAACUAUUGAUGAAGAAUUACAGUUCUGGCAAGAUGUAGCACAUGGUCAAUUUCAUGUGCCCACCGACCCGCGUCAGAGCGCUGUGGCGGGUCGGCGGGAUAGGGCUACUCGUUCCGAUCCAGACCUCAAAGCCCGCUACGAUUCGAUCACUGGCGAGAAAGUUCAGUCGAGGAAGAACCAGUUCCGCAGGGUCUGGGCGGAGGGCGAGUACGAUAAGGUCAAGUGGGCAGUGAACGACGGCGCGAGAGAGUCCUCUCGGGCUGAGGGCUACAACAAGCACUUCGUCGAGGCCUGGUCCACCUUCUCCGAGUGGUCGAACGACGAGCAGCGCUUGAGGGAGAAGGCGCCUCCAGAGAAGGCGCCGAGGCAGCCGAGGCAGCCCAGGUCUGCAGAUCAGGUCCUGAUGAAGUCAGCGAAGGAGAAUUUUGACAAGCUGAUGAAGCUUACGGGGAGGGCUGAUACCACAGAGCAGAUGGUGAAGGACAACCUCGACCACUGGGGAUGGGCUGCUGAGGACGGCGACUUCAAGGAACUCCAGCAGCAGGUCAACGUGCUCAACGAGAAGAAGCUCAGCAAGACCCUGGCCCUCGCGACGCGCCUGCAGGACAUCGCGAAAGUGAAGAAGGAGUUGGAGGCCACUGACUUCCAGGACUUGCUCGUCACGCUGUCUGGCUUGUCCUCGUCCCUGAAGUCAGUGGAGAGCCUCUUGGAUGCGCUCGAGGACAUGCGCGCUCUGAAGACGAGGGGGCGCUUGGGCUUGUCGGGCGAGGCCAAGCCCAAGCCGAAGGGCAAGGGCAAGGGCCUCGUCGGCGUGUCCACCAUCGACGGUAGCCGAGGUGACGAGGCCGAUCUGGCGAUCCUUUGCACCACCCGCGCGAACUCCAUUGGGCAGUGGGGCUUCAUCGUCGACCA